Messenger RNA from Cladocopium goreaui, 1548 nucleotides. Lineage: Eukaryota; Dinophyceae; Suessiales; Symbiodiniaceae. The record is from the annotation of a GenBank genome assembly.
AUGCGCAACAUUUGGUGGUGCAUUUUCAUAUUUCUUGUGCCUGCCUGCGGUUCAGAGUGCGUGUCAAUGGUGCAGCGGCAGGCACUACCUGUGAUUCCAGCGGGCAGGCAAAAGCCAAAACCCUGGGAAGUGAACAACUACAUUGUUGCAAGCUAUCAUAAGGCUGGGGUGACCCUAUCAGAACACCUGGCGUUGAAAAUUCUCAAUAUUCUUGGCGCUCCGAUGGAAGUUCUUGGUCAUGUUGAGUAUCCCUGCUACAGCUUGAGGAAAGACGGCUUGUCACAAGUUUGCUACAAUCUGGAUGCACCGUUCCGACUCUAUACUGAUUCAUUUAAUGCCUCCCUGAAAUCUGCAGAACAGAGGAAAUCUGGAAACAAAAAGGUGCUUGUGGCCGGUCUUGUGAGGGAUCCACUGGAAAUGGUGGCUUCCGCUUAUUGCUACCACCACGACGGCCAAGAGUUUGGUAAUUGGCUUUUUCCGGUGCAAGACAUCAUGCAGAUGGGACCGGAGGAAGGAACGGAGGUGACAGCCAAAGCUCUUUUGCCCUUGGCGGAAUGGAUGACCAGCGUGUUUGAAAACCCAGACAACAACACUCUCCGAUUGGAAUUUGACGAUCUAACCAAGUCUUCUGCUGGAUUUGAUCUAGGAGUCCAGCGUUUGCUGGAUCACUUCUUUGGUGCCGGGACCGAUCUCAUCUCCAAACCUGAGCGCUUCCACAUUACUGAAGCAGCCAAAGAGUUGGACGCAAAUCGGAAUCCAGAGGCUACGACGGUGCGUAGCCCGACAUCCCACCGAUUCAGGGAGCACAGCAGCAACCCCGUUUGCAAGGAAGUCGCACAUUCAAUCUUGCAUAAGUCUUUGAAUCCUGCACUUUUUGCACGCUACAAGGAGUGCGUGUCAAUGGUGCAGCGGCAGGCACUACCUGUGAUUCCAGUGGGCAGGCAAAAACCAAGACCCUGGGAAGUGAACAACUACAUUCAGAAAAAAUCUGGAAAGAAAAAAUUGCUGGUGGCGGGUCUCGUGAGGGAUCCACUGAAAAUGGUGGCUUCCGCUUAUUGCUACCACCACGACGGCCAAGAGCUCGGAAGCUGGCUUUUUCCGGUGCAAGAUAUUAUGCAGAUGGGACCCGGGGAAGGAACGGAGGUGACGGCCAAAGCUCUUUUGCCCUUGGUGGAGUGGAUGACCAGCGUGUUUGAAAACCCAGACAACAACACUCUCCGAUUGGAAUUUGACGAUCUAACCAAGUCUUCUGCUGGAUUUGAUCUAGGAGUCCAGCGUUUGCUGGAUCACUUCUUUGGUGCUGGGACCGAUCUCAUCUCCAAACCUGAGCGCUUUCACAUUACUGAAGCAGCCAAAGAGCUGGACGCAAAUCGGAAUCCAUGGGCUACGACGGUGGUUAACUCGUCCCACGAACUCGCGGAGCACAGCAGCAACCCCGUUUGCAAGGAAGUCGCACAUUCGAUUUUGCAUAAGUCUUUGAAUCCUGCACUUUUUGCACGCUACAAGGAUCUACAGCGGCGGCUGGGCUACCCAGUCCACGCGAUGUAG